This is a messenger RNA of Oikopleura dioica, 1089 nucleotides long. Lineage: Eukaryota; Metazoa; Chordata; Appendicularia; Copelata; Oikopleuridae. The record is from the annotation of a GenBank genome assembly.
AUGAUGGCUCCCAACCGGGAACUCCACGUGCAUCUGUCGUUUUCCCGCCAGCGAGUUCGAGUCGAGCAUCGAGCGUACGUCUCUCCCCGACCCCGAGCGCAAGAACGCUUGACGAUUUUUCCUUCGCGAAACCGAGUGUACCGCUUCGGUAAUUCGAUGCAAGCUGCUAAAGCGAGUGACCAUCAAGGUCAUAAUGAAGGUAACGCCCGACCAGUAGGCGAGCCUGCUGUACUCGGGUAUGAAACAACAAGUUUCGUCACCGCUCAGCAGCCCGUUCCGCAGCCUGGUUGUCUUCCAGAGCCUAUCGGCGCUGGUCGUUUCCAGGCGCCGGCUACACCAUCUUCUCCCCAAGCUACGUCUUUCCGUCGAUCCCUUCCUCGUCCAUCUCCAAAGCGGGUCAACAACUGCGGCGGAGCUGCUCGCUUUGACCUAGCGUGUCUUUUGGUUUCGAUGCUCGCUAGCGGACUUUGCGGCGUUGCUGUCUACGUGCUUUUCGCUUCAGCCCAGCAGUGUUUGCCAACCCUUGGCAACGACGUUGGAGGGAUGAGUCGCCCGUCAAACCAGCAUCGACGCCGCCGAUCGCUUUCUACACCCGAUUUCCUUUGCUCCUGCUCUUUCGAUCCGCGCGAUAAUGGCUGGGCUAUUUCGUUGGAAACACCGAACGAGCGCCCCGUCUGUAACGCUGACCACUACACCAUCUCCGUCAACGGGCAACAGGUGAAAAGUGCGGCGGACAUUGAGUUGGAAUUGGCCCGCGACUUGCUCGAUCUUCUCAGCGCGGUUCUUCUCAAGGACGAAGACGAGAAUCACCGCGGGGACAACGGAGGCAGCAGCGACGGCAGUGGAGGUGGAAGCGGUGGUAGUUUGCCUCUGACAACUACAAUGGCGACGGUGACAACUUCUCGACGGACAACCACUUUUGGUUCUGGCUUUGCUGAGAUCAACGAAGACUCCGACCUUUUUGUCGAUCCAGGAGUUACUAUUCUCGAGCCAUUCGGAGAGAACGACAUUGGAAGCGGAGACGAUUUCUGGGGCUCAGUUCCAGAAGUUGAGUACACUCUCCCCAUCAACGACGACGACGAAGUUUAA